AUGUUUCAGUGCAUGAUCCCGUGUGCCAAGCCAACCGCUGUUGAUGGGGAUGAAGAUGUCCGUGGGAAUGGAACGCCGAACACAAAAGAAGCCGUCAAGGGUCUGACUUCGCAGAUUAAGGAUCUGGCGCUGAAGCUUUCAGGGAAGAAAAUCAAAGGUGGCACCUCCGAGAGCAUCAAGUAUGACACCGUUUCUGAAGGGGGGGUUCCACACGGCUACAUUGGUGGUGGAAGCGCAAGUUCAACCCCUGCUUUGGACUACACAAACCCCAAUCAAUCCCCAAUUGGUAACACCACCCCUGGAGGGCGUCAACCUCAACCACCAGCUGGUAGUGUAGCGUUGGUGGACAUGACUGGAUCCAACGAGUGGAUAGCACAGAUGGAGCCAGGUGUUCACAUCACCGUUGUGUCUCUUCCUACUGGGGGCAAUGAUCUCAAAAGGAUUCGCUUCUGCCGAGACAUGUUUGAUAAGUCGCGAGCCCAGAGGUGGUGGGCUGAGAAUUACGACAGGAUCAGGGAGCUUCAUAAUAUCCAGACUUUAAAUCAACAUGUUUCCAACACUCCUGCAAGGUCUGAUGAUGAUGAGAACUCGGGGGAAUCUGAACAAGAUAUCCCAAUGGCUUCAAUGCUGAACACGGAUUCGACUCCGGGGAAUUUCCAUGCACCCGCUGGGAAUAUGGGGUAUUUCCAUGGUGGGAUAUCAAGGGCUAACAACCCUACUGACAAUGACGUGGAUGCUGAAUGGGUUGAGCAGGACGAUCCUGGAGUGUUAAUCACUGUGAAGAGGUCAGCUAAUGGGACCAGGCAAAUUCGCCGUAUCAAAUUCAGCCGGGAAAUUUUUGAUGCAGAUGCAGCCAAGGAUUGGUGGCUGCGCAACAGGUUGGUACUGUUUCGUAAGUUUAAGUUUGUGGUGUCUCUGUUUACUCCAAUUACUGUGGGGUAUAUUGCUGUUGAUUUAUCUUUGGUUGAACAAUUGCGCAAGCUUGUGAAAACCCUAUCUGUUGAUGCUUAUGUAUAUGUGGAGUGCUGA
Messenger RNA from Gastrolobium bilobum, 1029 nucleotides. Its product is annotated as protein BREVIS RADIX-like. NCBI's taxonomy places the organism in Eukaryota, Viridiplantae, Streptophyta, Magnoliopsida, Fabales, Fabaceae. The record is from RefSeq and is a predicted model, not a curated record. The transcript has 7 exons. Bases 1 to 1029 code for a protein of 342 amino acids.